This is a messenger RNA of Mollisia scopiformis, 1068 nucleotides long. Its product is annotated as Di-copper centre-containing protein. Gene Ontology annotation, molecular function: oxidoreductase activity. The transcript is spliced from 7 exons. NCBI's taxonomy places the organism in Eukaryota, Fungi, Ascomycota, Leotiomycetes, Helotiales, Mollisiaceae. Bases 1 to 1068 code for a protein of 355 amino acids. The record is from RefSeq and is a predicted model, not a curated record.
AUGACUCACGAUGGCAGGUCUCUCUACCUCCAAGCGCUCAUAGCCUUGCAACAAACUUCUGAGGACGAACUUCUUUCGUGGUUCCAGAUUGCUGGGAUACAUGGCAGACCAUUUAUUCCUUGGGAUGGAAUAGAGUGGAACCCUUCUGCUCCAGAAGUUGGUUAUUGCCCACAUUCGAGUGUGCUUUUCACAUCAUGGCACCGAAUCUAUCUCGCACUCCUCGAACAAGUCCUCUCUUCCCACGCGCAACACCUUGCAAAGACAUAUAACUCCACCACAUACCAAAUCGCAGCAGAUAAUUUCCGUAUUCCAUACUGGGACUACGCUCUCACUCCAUCCAUGCCCGACAUCGUCGAUUAUCCUCAAGUCCUAAUCAACACUUCUUCUGGACCCAUGAACGUGUCAAAUCCAUUGCUGCAUUAUAGGUUCCAGCAAUUCCCACUGAACGAAACGUUGUUUCCGGCAGGUGAGAGUGGGGAAGGUUGCCUCACGACUUAUAAUACCACAGUUAGAUUUCCGGUGAACGGGGUAUCGAAUUGUGAUAGCAUCAAUGCGAAUCUUCAGGGCUCGAACUUGAAAGCGAAUACUUACUCGGUCUUUCAAACUCGCGACUACAACACAAUGGCAACUGGCACCACCUCCAACAGUGCUUUCGAGUAUGCCCAUAAUCAGGUCCAUCACACAAUCGGUGGUUUCAAUACCAUGGACCCGGGACAUAUGGGUGUCUUUGCUUAUGCCGCGUUCGAUCCUAUUUUUUUCCUCGUACAUGCCAACGCAGAUCGUCUCUUCGCUCUGUGGCAAGCUAUGAACCCCACGUCUUUCCUUACACCGGAUAUCGACUCGACUGGCACGUUCACGAAUGUGGUAGGAGGAAACCUGACGGUGGAUAGCCCGCUUACCCCUUUCACGAUGGUCAAUGGGAGUGCAUGGACGAGCACUGGAGCUAGAGAUUUGGUGGGUUUGGGAUAUAGCUACCCCGAGAUCAUGGAUUGGCUGCCAAUAUCAAAAGACGAUCUGGCGAAGAAUGUGACAGCCGCGGUAGAAUGGAUGUAUGGUCCAAGCACUUAA